CAUUCCUCCACAGUAUUUUUAAGUAAAAGGAAAUGUUUAUUAUUACUAUGCAAAGAUUCAUCAGUUUACCUUACAAUAGAAAGCAUAACUGAAUCAAGAGAAAGCAUAAAUGAAUCAAUAGAAAGCAUGAAUGAAUAUAACACCACCAGCAAUAAUAAGAGAUAGAAAAUACAGAUACAUCAUCAAAUGGGGGAAACACCAACACCUGAAUAUUUUAGCUGAGGGUGGGGGGUCCCAGGGCUCAACAUUCAAGGUCUCAUUUGGAAAAGCCCCAGGCAAAAGCAACCUUUUCCAUGGGUGAGGCUCCAAAGUCCACAUUCCAGAAGAAGGUUUUAUUGACCUCAAAACAAAGAUGGCAUUUUUCCAACUAUACUUUGCAUCACUAUGUCAAGGGUCCCAGUAACCUGGUCAAGAUCCCGAGCCCCCAGAAUCGGCCAGGCAAAACAUGUCUCAAAAUUUAAUCAACAGUCAUGAAGACGACACAUUUUGUGUGACAAGAGUUGAUCUCCCAGAAGUAUGUUUAUCUUCCAAACAGUCAGAAACCUUUGGAAGCUGCUGAGGACUCUGGCCAAAGUUCAAAGCAGCCCCAGUAUCUGCUGGUAAAUGUGAGGCCUAUGAUAUACAACAGGGAAGAUUUACUAAAAUUUUACUUUAAUGCUUAAGGAAGAGAGAGAAAGGAGUGGCCCAAGCUCUCAUCUCAGGAGAGGGAGUAAGCAGCACUUCCAUUAGGCUGCUAGGGAGAAGAGUGGGGAGGUACAGUGGAGAAGGGUAAAGGAGCACCUCUGCCAGAGUCCCUCUGGUUUUCUAGUAACUAAUUCUGGAUGGCAACACACCCAUGCCCCACAGAGAAGUCUCUGUUUGCCAUCUUUGCCAUGUGUGCCAUAGGCUUGCCAUCACAGCUCUAACGUCUUUUUCAAAUCUAUCACUUUCAAAUGGUUUCCCUCUAGUGUGAGUUUGCUGGUGGGUAAUAAGAUUUUCCUUAGGACUAAAUGUUUUACCACGUUCAUUACAUUCAAAUGGACUGAAUUUUCUGAUGGAGAAUAAAUGUUCUCAUGUGGCUAAAGGUUUUCUUAUAUUCAUUAUAUUCUAUGAUUUCUCUCCAGUAUGAAUUCUCUUAUGGUUAAAAAGAUUUGUCUUACAACUAAAAGUUUUCCACAUUUAUUGCACUCAAAUGGUUUCUUCCCACUAUGAGUACUAUGGUGAAUAAUAUGAUGUCCCUUUUGAUGAAAAGCUUUCCCACAUUCAUUACAUUCAAAUGAUUACUCUGCAGUAUGAAUACUUAAAGGAUAUCAAGAAUUGCCUUCCAGCUAAAGGCUUUCCUGUAUUUAUGACCCUGAUUUCUCUUCAGUGUGAGUUCUCUGAUGUUUUAAAAGGUGUUGUCUUACACUGAAAGUUUUUCCAUAUUUGUUACAUUCAAAUAGUUUCUCUCCAGUAUGAGUACUCUGAUGAAUAGUAAGAUGUCCCUUUUGAUUAAAAGCUUUCCCACAUUCAUUACAUUCAAAUGGUUUCUCUCCAGUAUGAGUCAUUUGAUGCCUGACAAGUAAUUUUUUACCCUGAAAAUUUUCCCACAUUCUUUACAUUGAAAUGGUUUCUCUCCAGUGUGAGUUCCCUGAUGGCAAAUAAGAUGAUCUUUCCUGUUAAAAGGUUUCCCACAUUCAUUUCAUUCAAUUGGCAUCUUUCUAGUAUGAGUUCUCUGAUGAGUAACAAGACUACUCCUUUGGGUAAAGGCUUUCCCACAUUCAUUACAUUCACAUUGUUUCUUCUCAGUAUGAGUUCUCUGAUGGGUAAUGAGGAGUUCCUUUGAAAAGAAAGAUUUCCCCCGCUGACUACACAGAAAGUGUUUUGGUCCAGCAUGAAUUCUCUGAUGAAUAAGAACUGUUCCAUCAUUAGUACAUACAAAAAGUUUUCCUCUAAUAUUAAUUCUUUUAUGUGUAAGAAAGUGUCUCCUUUCACUAAAACCUUUCCUCCAUUUAUUAUAGGCAUGGUCUUUAUUUUGAAUAUCAACUCUCUUGUGUUUGGGUGAGCUUUUCUGGUAGAUGAAGGCUUUCUCACAACAAUUAUAUAUAUAGUGCUUAUCUUCUUUCUGAAUUUUCCAAUCUGCAUUAAAAAUUAAUUUGCUGUCAAUGACUUUUCUGUAUUCUGUAGUUUUAUUCCAGCAUGCAUCCCUUUCAAGUUAAUUAUAUCUGAGGGGUAUCUGAAAGGUUUCUUCCAUGUACAAGUUCCUCCUUGAGAACAUAUCACAUAUGUAAGUAAGAUCCCUGAAGCUCUUUCCAAGCCUCUUUUAUUUAGAGAAACUUUUCUCCAAAGCUCUUCUCCAUGGAGCAGUCAGAGCUGACUUCAGCCUGAAAUGUCUCUCGAAUGUAUUACACUGAAGUACACACACUUUAUUCAAACUUACUCCAGGACCCUGUUGUUACUUUUCUAGAUUUCCCCUUCUGGUUGUCCUUCUGUUACUCUAACUUAUUAUCACAGAUCCCAACUUCUCUCAUCUUAGAAUGCCAAAUCGUAUUUUUUCUCAAUUUUUGAUGAGAUAAUGGGUCCAAACAGAUGGUUUGUUUCGGACUUGAAUCCUUUUCACUCCUUUUCCCUUUGAUAACAGAAUAUAAAACACAUAAAAUAAUUUAAGUCCUUAUUUGUUAUUCUGAAAGGAAAGAAUCUCAGUUAGAGCCUGUUUUAAAUUCCUUCUCUUUCCUCAAGAAGACAUACUUAUUCCUGUAUGAGACUUUAUAAUGAGACUUAUGAUACUAUAGUAACUUACAAAAAGGAAGAAAAAUCAAAACAGACCCUCUCUCUCAAGGAGAUAAAAUUCUAAUGAAGGAGAACACACACAUAUAUAUAAACAAAAUUAAUAUAGACUAGAUAAAAGGUAGCUAGUGUCUGAGUCUCAGGCAAGAAUGGAUCACAAAGUAAUUCUGACUCCAGGGCUAGCACUAGCAAACCAACUAGAUAGAUGACCAUCAGACCAUCAGACCAUCAAUAGCUAUUAAAUCAAUGGCAAAAUAUGAUUUUGAUAAUGACAAUUCUCAAAAAGCAUGGAAAGAAUUCUAUGAAGUAACAGAAAGGGAAGGCAACAGUGCUACAAAAACUCAAAAUCUUGACAAGUAUAGAAUGAUAAUCAGCCAGCUGUGGCAAUUGUAGCUAGUAAGCUGUCUCCUUUCUUGGAAAACUGUCAGUGUAGAACUCUCUGCAGAUACUGCCAGGGACUCUAUGAGCACCUUGUAGAAGUCUUUUUAUCAUCUUUUAAAACUCUAUAGUUUCUCUUCUAUGUUACCAGAGAUGGCUCCAUCAUGCAGGUUAAGGGGUAAGAGCACAUUUUCACAUGAAAAUGAUAAAAAAACUGUAGAAUGAGGCACCAUUUUGUGAUGUGGCAAAUGUGUUCAUCUCACUUUAUUAGAUAACACAAUUCAUUAUAAUGCAAGUUAGGGUUUGGGGCAAGGGAAAAUGGGGAAGUAGGAAGUAAAGCUGGAAACACCCUCUCUAAAAGGUCAUGAGAGAGUAUCAAUAGAGGCCUCACAAGGAUACAUAUAGGGACGUUCAGACGGAACUCUGAGAUUAAAUGAAAUAACAACUCGGGGUUAAAAUGCUGAAAUAAUUCUGUAUUUUUACAAAGGAACUAAGAGGUUGUCCUGGAAAUUUGUAAUUAUGUCAACAAUCUUCUUGUGCUCCUGUACUUUAUAUUCAGAAAUAUUUAUGUUUAUCGAUGGUACUCAAGUUCAGAAAGCCAAAAAAAAUUUCAAAGAAGAUAAAAGCAAAAGAUAUCAUCUUCUCUUGAAAAAGGACAGCAAUUAGUGAUAUACACAAGAAAAAGUAUUCAAAUAAAACAAUAAUCACAAAAAUUAAAAAGAAAAAAUUUCAGAGAUCUAUUUCUGGGGGUGGAGUCAAGAUAGAUGAGUAAUCCAGAGCACUUCUGUACAACCAUGAGAAUCCUCCUCAAUCAAGAUGAAAAUAUGUGGAGAAAUCCAGAGUCCUAGCCCAGGGAAUUCUAGUCUGGGCUUGGGAUAGGCACAUAGUUCCCACUUUGGGGUGUGAAUAAGUAUCUAAGUACUAAGUAUUAAGUACUGAUCUUUUUGCUUAAAGCUCAGGCCAGAGCUCCAAGACAGGACAAUCAAGGGUGUGCCUGACUGGAUCAAGUACACAGUGAGACCAAAAACUUGAGACUAAGCCUAGGGCUAGAAUUUGAUCAGCCCUUGACCUGAUCAAGAUCAGAGUGAAAUCAAAGGCUAGCACCUAAAUCUGAGGCAAUUCUUUAAGCUACCAGCACCUCAAGGGUCAAUUGAAUAAGCAGGGGGAGGCUCUCAGAGAUCUCAGUGCUCAGACCAUCACAUCAUCCCCUCAAGCCUACCUCUAAUUAGAUAAGAAAAAAAGAACAAACAUCCAAAAGAGCAUUUAACUCUGAAGAAUUUUUAUGAAAACAAUGAGCAAGAUACAGACACAGAAGGGGACAAAGAAAGCAAAGGAAACAGAUGCAAAAUCCAAAAGAAAAAAAUGAAUUGGGACACAGACUCAGAAAAGACUUCAAAAACCAAUUAAGAGAGGCAGAGGAAAAGUGAUACAAAAAGAAACAGGCCAACAGAAAAUGGAGAACCAAAAAUGGACAGAGGAAAAUCAGGCCUUAAAAAUCAGAAUUGAAAAUCUUGAAACUAAUGAUUUCAUAAGAAACCACAAUAAAGCAGAAUCAACAUAAUGAAAAAAAGAGGAAAAAAUGAAAUAUCUUAUUGAAAAAACAACUGAUAUAGAGAAAAUAGAUCUAAGAGAGACAAUUUGAGAAUUAUUGGACUACCUGAAAGCCAUGAUCAAGAAAAAACCUAGGAUAUCACACCUCAAGAAAUUAUCAAAGAGAACUUCCAAGAGUUCCCUGAACAAGAAAAUAAAAUUGAAAUUGUAAGAAUUCACAGGUCACCUCCAGAUAUAAAUCCUCAAAUGACAACUUCCAGGAAUAUAAUAGUUAAAUUGCAGAACCAUUAGGAGAAACUUCUUCAAGCAACCAGAAAGAAAACAUUCAAAUACCAUGGACCUACAAUCAUAAUCACACAGGCCCUAGGGUCUUCUACAUUAAAGGAUCAAAGAGCCUGGAAUAUGAUAUUCAGGAAGGCAAAAGGCAAAAUAUUUGGGUUUACAACCCAGAGUCACCUGAGUAUAUUCUUUCAGGGGAAAAAAUGGACAUACAAUAAGUCAGAAGAUUUCCAUGUAUUUCUUAGGAAGGUUACAGUUAAAAGAGUGGUUGGUUAAACUGUGACCCCAGAAAUAUGUUUUCAAAUAAAAAAUAUAGUGGUCACCAUGGGAAAAUUCCCAAAUAUUAAAUAUACCCAAGUCAACUGAGUUUUAUGGAGAUUUUUAUUAAUACAAAUAAAGAAUUAAUGAGAGAGAGAGAGAGAGAGAGAGAGAGAGAGAGAGAGAGAGAGAGAGAGAGAGAGAGAGAAGAGGAAAUAAUGAGAAAAGGGGUAGGCCAGCCUAGUCUUAAGCCUUAAGAGAGAGAUCAGUCAGUCUUUAAUCCACUCACCACAAGAUUUGUCCCAAGCAAGAUUCUAAUGUUCAGAGAGACCCACCAGUUCAGCUCCUCAGCUCAACUCAGUUCAGCCAUCAAGCCCUCCAAUUCAGCUUUGGCAAGCUCUCUCUCCAGAGGCCAAAACGUCUUCCUUUUAAAGAAAAUUUUCUCCUAUGUCACCUACCCUACGUUCUCACAUCUACCAAUCACAGUAGAUGUUUUCACAGGACUGACCAUUCUUAAUUCGCAUCUGAGUAGACUAAACCUUUGAGUAAUUCACACCUGAGUAGACUAAAACCUCAAACCUCUUUUGUUAAGCUUGUCCCUUGCAAGUUUGCAAGUUGCCUGACCUUCAUAGGUACUUAGCACCUUUUUGUAUUAGAUCUAAAAAUAGACCCAGCUUAAGGUUUUUUAGCUUUACUUUAAGUAUGGGUUAAGUACUUUUCAUUGUUCAGUAAAGAGUUUACAACUUUAUCUUCCCCUAAAGUAUACUUAAGUAUGGGUGGAGUAGAGUUCUCACAUUCCUGAUCAAGUACCUUCAUUGUUUAAAAUGGCAAAUGGUCUUAACCAAAUCUUCUGAAGUAGAGUCUCAGAAUUUUUAAGAUUCACAGGAACAAGCCAGACCUAAACAAAAAAUUUGAAGUCUAAACAGGAGACACAAGAGAAGCCUAAAAAGGUAAAUAAGGAUUGAGAAAAUUUAAGGUAUUCAUCAAGGUCAAAAUCUUUAUGUUCACAUAAUUCUCAAAAAUUAAUCUUAGUAGAGAAAAUAGAAGGAAUUUAUACAGAAAGAGGGUGGGUAAGUAAGCUGACUAUGAUGAUAUGAUGUACAUGAUAAUAAAGGAUGAUAUAUGUAUGUAAAUGUGAUCAUACAAAAUGAUAUGUAUGUAAGAUAUGUAUGCAUAGGAAUGAUAUAUAAAAAAAUCAAGAGGUGAGAGGAUUGCACUGAAAGAAAAGGGAAGGGAGAGAUAGACUGCAGUAAAUUCUAUAACAUAAAGAGGUGUGAAAAAUUACUUCAGAGAGGGGAGCAUAAGGGUAAUGAGGGAUAAUGCUUAAACUUUACUCUCAUCAUAACUGGCUACAGAGGGGAAAAAGUAUACUCAGUGGGGUAUAGCAUUCUAUCACCAUAUAGAGAAGUAGAAGGAGAAUAAGACAAAAGAAAGACGACAUAAUGGAAGAGAGGGGUAGGUGUGUGUGGGUGACAAAAAGCAAAAUAUUGGUGAGGAAGAACAGAGUGAAAGACAAUGUAGCAGGAUCUAAAGGGUAUAAUAAGAUGGAUGGUAAUAGACAGUUAGUAAUCAGAAUUCUAAAUGUGAAAGAGAUGAACUCACCCACAAAACAGAAGAGAGCAGAGUGGAUUAAAAUGGAGAAUCCUGUUAUAUGUAGUCACAAGAAACAAAUUUGGUGGUUCCAGGCACUCCUCCAUUGCAAGUGGGUCAGGACCCUGCCUAGUCUUCCUCUGGCCCCACCCUUCCCCUCCCCUGAGUGCUGUGGGGGAAUGGGGGUUCUGCCACAUGAAGAGUGGCUACUGCCCACCAGCCAGCCUGCCUGCCCAGCUCCUCCCUGACCCAGCUGGAGCACCACAGGCCCCAGUCAUUUGGAGCACACUGUCCAAUGCUCACCACCCCACCUGAAGACAUGGGGCUCCUGGGCCCUGAUGAGCACUGAGUCUGUGGGCAGCUACAUGUGUCAGUGGUGACACAUGUGUCAUAGGUUUGCCAUCAUGGUAAUAUACAGUAAAACCAACCUUCUUUGUAAAGGACUUCUAACAUUGAUUUCAGUCAUAAGAUUUUUCUAUAGUGCAGAUUCUCUGAUGAAGUACAGAAAGACUGGAUCUCUGUCUAAAAGCCUUUUCACAGUGAUUACAUUCAAAAGGAUUCUCUCUCCCAUGGAUUCUCUGAUGGAUAUCAGUAUUCUUCUGAUAGCUGACAGAUUUUCCAUUCUGAUAACAUUCACAAAGUUUAGCUCCAGCUUGGAUUCUCUGACAUUGAUUAAAAUUCCUUGGCGACCUUAAAUUAAUAUAUAUCAGUCUUUAAAAAGUGAUUUCCUUGUCACAGAAGGUUAAGGAGGUUGGGGCUACCUCAGUGGAUUGAGAGCCAGGGCUAAAGACAGGAGGUCUUGGGUUCAACUCUGGUCUCAGACACUUUCCAGCUGUGUGACCCUGGGCAAGUCUCUUAACCCCCAUUGCCUGGCCCAUACCACUUUUCUUCCUUGGAGCCAAUACACAGUAUUGACUCCAAGACAGACGGUAAGGGUUUCAAAAAAAAGAAGAUUAAGGAGGGAUGUAAGUGUGACUCUGGGCAAAUCCCUUAGCCCUAAUUGUCAACACUACUCUUCUGCCUUAGAUCUCAUACUUAGAAUUGCUUCUAUGGUAAGUAUUUAUGUUAAAAAAAAAAAAAGAAUCAGUACUAAAGUACUAAUUAAUGGUUCCACGGUAGAAGAGCAGUAAGGACUAGGCAAUGAGGGUUUAGUGAUAUGCCCAGGGUCACCCAGUUAGGGAGUGUCUGAGGUCAGAUUGGAUCUGAGGACCUCUCCUGUCCAGGCCUGGCUCUCUAUCUCCUGAGCCACCUAGCUGCCCCCUCAGUAGUGAUUUUCAGAUAGAAAGUAAGGGUUUAAAAAGAGAGACAGACAGAGAGAGAGAGGAAGACAGACAGAGAGAGGGAGGCAGAGACAGAGAGACACAGAGAGGGAGGUAGAGACAGAGAGACACAGAGAGGGAGGCGGAGACAGGCAGACAGAGAGGGAGACAGAUAGAGGGGCGAUAAAGAGAGAGACAGAGACAGAGAGGCACAGAGAGAGGCAGAGUGAGAGACCUGAUUCAGACAGUUUUUCCUCAGCCAUAUCAUUCCCAAGUUUUCUCCCCAUGGAGAUACUCUGGUGCACAGUAAGCCUGGGCCUCCGGGUGAAUGUUUUACCACACUGAUUACAUUCCUAGGGUUUCCCUCCAGUGUGGAUUCUCUGCUGUACAUCACAGGCACCAUCACCAGUGGAUCUUUGCUUCUGAGUUUCUUCCCCAGAAAGGCUGAGCUCUGCAGUGAGAAAAUCUACAGACACGAAUGGGCUGAAUCAGUCAUUUCACAGCGCCAUUAGCUCCCCACUGCAGGAUGCCCUCAUGAGCAGAGUUUCACCCCAAUCCCAUGGAUCCUUGCCAACCUGGAGCCCAGGCAAGGCGAGCUUUCUCCAAUGCCAGCUCAGGGGGGGCCAAGCCUUGAGCUCCAAGCCUGAGCGGGGACGUGCUCUGUCCAGGUUACCAGGCACGUGGGCUCCCUGGCUUUCCUUUCACCCCGUCUGCAGUCUCCAUCCUCUCUACCGGGAUAUUAAGCCCUUUGGUGCUGACUGUUCUCCCGGAAGCAGGAUGUCAUUUCCUUGGGAUCACUUUCCAGGGGAUCUUUUCUGUGGAGUUAUCUGAGGGCACGUGACCAAUGACUGCACCCUUUUUGUACUGACCUGAACUGUAAAAUAUUUGCUUUUUGGAAGGGCCAUUUCUUAUUUCUUUUUUUAACAUUUAUAUUUCGGGGGGCUGCUGGGUGGCUGAGUGGGGAGUGCCAGGCCUGGAGCGGGGGAGGGGGGUCUUGGGCUCGAAUCUGGCCUCAGACCCUUCCUCUGUUGCAGCACAGUAGGUCCUCGGGGCUUCAGGACCAGAGUCCGUGGUGUCCAUCUUUAGUCAAAGGAGAGAAUAUGCGUGAGGCCGGAUGCCUGGGCCCAAGGGGGCCGGCAGGGAAGGGUCGUUGUCCGUGGGAGUCCGUGGAACUCCCUUGUGAUCGUGAUAUUGGGGGCUUCUGCCGCUCUGCCAGAGAGAUCGGACAGGAGCCGGGUCUACAGGGGUUAGAGCUGGUGAAGACCCGCAGGGCUGAAGAGGGGCCGGGACACGGAUCCGGUGCAACAAUCCAAUGGUCUCGGUGGCUGUCACUCCAUCCUUCCAGUUCAGACUCUCAGGCCAGAAUAUGGAGCACCAGCCUGAAGGCUCAGGGAUGUUUGUGGUCACCAAGCCGAACCUGCCCUUUUUCCAGAGGAGGAAACUGAGGCCUGAGGCCGAACAGGAUCUUGAUUGGGCCAGUCAGUUACAUCCCUCUUUAACCUUCUUAAUCAAAGCCAGAGAAUCUAAGCUAGAGAUAACUGGGACAGGACAAAGCCUUCGUUCCCCUGCCAAGAAGGAAGGGGAGGAGCGGAGUGGAAAGGCAACCCGGUGCCUGAAGGGGGCUGAAGGUGGGAGGGGAAAUGGAGGCGCGACUCAGACUAUGUAUCCCAGAAUGCCCGCUGAAGUCUGGUCACAGGGGCGGGGCUUUACGGGAUUGCUUCAUCUGGCUGUCCAUCUAGCCUGCUGUGGCCCUGCCCUGUUACGGAAGCUGGCAGAGUCACGUGAGCGAGAUUCCGGGAGGAGUGCACAUGCGUAUUCCUGCUCUGGGCUCUGACUGCUCCAUCCUAGGGAAGCUUGCGUGGUCCGUGGAAGAGGGAGGGCAGGAAUGCCCGCCGGUCUGUCAUUCGUUGGUUUCUCUCUCCAGACUCUUUUGCGGCAGAGAAGUGGCUGGCGGCAGCCUGCUGAGCGGCAUCUUGCUGAGCAGUUUGGCAUCUUGGAGUGGCAGCAGCUAUUGUCCGGUUUAGUGGCCUCAGCUUUAGUGCAAGGAGAAGGUGGUGCAGGAUUUUCCCCCCAAGGAAGGGAGUACAACGCAGGAGAGUAUCCCUGCUCUGCAACCUUUCAUCCAGCUCCAGGGCUGUAGUGAAGCAAGUCCUUCUCCCAGCUGGGCAGAAAGGACAUGAAUGAAGUCAGAGUAAUGAGAAAACAAAAAGGAUGGGCAAGCAUGGGAGAUGUGGUCCUGACACGUCAGGAGAAGGAUAUAGCUCUUCCCCAAGUCAGCAACAUAGAGGAGAAAGAAGGAGGGACUUCUGGAGUCCUGGAUGCCAGGUUUCAGGAAUCUUUGACAUUCAAGGAUGUAGCUGUGGAGUUCACCUGGGAAGAGUGGAGACACCUGGAUCCUGCACAGAGGGCCCUGCACACGAAUGUGAUGUUGGAGAACUAUGAGAACCUGGUCUCCAUAGGGAUUCCAGUUUCCAAACUAGAUUUGUUCUUCCUGUUGAAGAGAGAAGAUGUACAGAAUGAAGAGGGAGAAGCUGGGACAGGAGCUUGUAUAGAAGGAAAGAUCAGACUUGAAAUGAAAGAGAUGACUGCAGAGUUAAGCCUUUCUGGGGAAGAAACUCAGAAGCAAAGAUGCAUUGGUGAUGGUGCCUGUGAUUCCACUUGGAGAGAAAACUUGGAUGUACAUCAGAAAAUCCACACUGGAGGGAAACCUUACGAAUGUAAUCUGUGUGGAAAGGCUUUUAUACUGAGAGCCAGGCUUACUGUACAUCAGAGAAUCCACACUGGAGAGAAACCUUUUGAAUGUAAUCAAUGUGGAAAGACUUUUUCACAGAAGUCUCAUCUUACUGUACAUCAGAGAAUCCACACUGGAGAGAAACCUUUUGAAUGUAAUCAAUGUGGAAAGGCUUUCAGAGGUAGGAAUGGUCUCAUACUACAUCAGAGAAUCCAUACUGGACAGAAACCUUUUGAUUGUAAUCAAUGUGGAAAGGCUUUUUCACAGAAGUCUUCUCUUACUGUACAUCAGAGAAUCCACACUGGAGAGAAACCUUAUGAAUGUAAUCAGUGUGGAAAGGCUUUUACACAGAAGUCUACUCUUACUGUACAUCAGAGAAUCCAUACUGGAGAGAAAUCUUAUGAAUGUAAUCAGUGUGGAAAGGCAUUCAGAUUUAGAAAUAAUAUGGUUAAACAUCAGAGAUUCUGCAAUGUAGAGAAACCUUUUAAAUGUAAUCAGUGUGGAAAGGCUUUUUCACAGAAGUCUCAUCUUACUGUACAUCAGAGAAUCCACACUGGAGAGAAACCUCAUGAAUGUAAUCAGUGUAGAAAAGCAUUCAGAUGUAGAAAGAGGCUGGUUGCACAUCAGAGAAUCCACACUGGAGAGAAAGCUUAUGAGUGUAAUCAGUGUGGAAAAGCUUUUAUAUGGAGGAACAGGCUUAUUGUACAUCAGAGAAUGCACACUGGAGAGAAACCUUUUGAAUGUAAUCAGUGUGGAAAGGCUUUUACACACAAAUCUGGUCUUACUGUACAUCAGAGAAUCCACACUGGAGAGAAAGCUUUUGAAUGUAAUCAGUGUGGAAAGGCUUUUUCACAGAAGUCUCGUCUUACUGUACAUCAGAGCAUCCACACUGGAGAGAAACCUUAUGAAUGUAAUCAUUGUGGAAAGGCUUUUACAGAAAGGUCCAUGCUUACUGCACAUCAAAGAAUCCACACUGGAGAGAAAGCUUAUGAGUGUAAUCAGUGUGGAAAAGCUUUUAUAUGGAGGAACAGGCUUAUUGUACAUCAGAGAAUGCACACUGGAGAGAAACCUUUUGAAUGUAAUCACUGUGGAAAGGCUUUUACACACAAAUCUGGUCUUACUGUACAUCAGAGAAUCCACACUGGAGAGAAAGCUUUUGAAUGUAAUCAGUGUGGAAAGGCUUUUUCACAGAAGUCUCGUCUUACUGUACAUCAGAGCAUCCACACUGGAGAGAAACCUUAUGAAUGUAAUCAGUGUGGAAAGGCUUUUACAGAAAGGUCCAUGCUUACUGCACAUCAGAGAAUCCACACUGGAGAGAAAGCUUAUGAGUGUAAUCAGUGUGGAAAAGCUUUUAUAUGGAGGAACAGGCUUAUUGUACAUCAGAGAAUGCACACUGGAGAGAAACCUUUUGAAUGUAAUCAGUGUGGAAAGGCUUUUACACACAAAUCUGGUCUUACUGUACAUCAGAGAAUCCACACUGGAGAGAAACCUUUUGAAUGUAAUCAGUGUGGAAAGGCUUUUUCACAGAAGUCUCGUCUUACUGUACAUCAGAGCAUCCACACUGGAGAGAAACCUUUUGAAUGUAAUCAGUGUGGAAUGGCUUUUUCACAGAAGUCUCGUCUUACUGUACAUCAGAGUAUCCACACAGGAGAGAAACCUUAUGAAUGUAAUCAGUGUGGAAAGGCUUUUACAGAAAGGUCCAUGCUUACUGCACAUCAGAGAAUCCACACUGGAGAGAAAGCUUAUGAGUGUAAUCAGUGUGGAAAAGCUUUUAUAUGGAGGAACAAGCUUACUAUACAUCAGAGAAUCCACACUGGAGAGAAACCUUUUGAAUGUAAUCAGUGUGGAAAGGCUUUUACACACAAAUCUGGUCUUACUGUACAUCAGAGAAUCCACACUGGAGAGAAACCUUAUGAAUGUAAUCAAUGUGGAAAGGCUUUUUCACAGAAGUCUAGUCUUACUGUACAUCAGAGCAUUCACACUGGAGAGAAGCCUUUUGAAUGUAAUCAGUGUGGAAAAGCUUUUAUCCAGAAGGCUCAUCUUACUGUACAUCAGAAAAUCCACACUAGAGAGAAAUCUUAUACUGGCUUAGUAAAGUCCUCAGUCAAAAGUCAACACGUAUUUUCUCUCAACCACUGCCAAGUCAGUAAACAAUAGUCCUUGGCAGCAGCUGUGUGCACUCCAGCCAUACCUUUGGGAACUUUUGCUCUACUGAUGACCCUGGGGUCGCCUGCUAACUAAAGGAAGAUUGCAGGACCCUCCACUGGCCCUGGACGUGGGGCUUCAGCACAUUGAUCAGACAUGGUCCCAGGCUGUGCCUAAUGAUGGAGGAGUGCUCAAGUAAGAGCAAUGGUUUUGUCUCACUUGGAAGUAAUCCAAGGCUAAGAUUCGCAUAAUUCAAGCUGAAUCCCUUUCCUUUUCCCGAUGGAAUCAUGAGUAUGAUUACUACUUCAAUUUAGGAAGAUGAGAAAUAGAGACUGCUUGGUGUCUCAUGGCAGGAGACUUCAGGGGCCUAGAAAGGAGCCUCCAUGAUCUUCAGUGUUAGGUCUAGUCCUUUAAAUCAAGAAAAAGAGAGUCACAUACUGAAGCCAGAGCGUGCAUUGACUACUAGGAAAGACAUCAGAAUGCAGAAUGGAGAUUGAGAUUGGGCCAGGUGUCAGCCCUGGCCUAGUCUGUUAGUCAGUAAACGUUAAUGAAGCACCUACUAUGUUCUAGCCUCUGAGGACACAAAGGGAAACAAAAGACAGUCCCUGUUGUCAGAGCUCAGAAUCUAGUAUACAAACAUAGUGAUAGUUCAAGAAGAAGUAAAAGAUCAUGAACCUGACUGUUAAAUGAUCCAGGGAAAAGAAGGUGUUUUAUGAAUGGAAAUCCAUUUAGUUAAACAGGGAAAUAAGUGAAUAGAAAUAUGAGAACAAUUACAGUUUAAGAAGGGCAGAAUUGGGGAACAGAUAGUAAAAAUCAAAAUCAUAAGGAAAAAAGUAAUAUCUAGCAGUUAAAUAGCACCUACUGUGUGCAGUGCAUUUCAUCAAUAUUAGCUCUUUUGUGUAAUGGGGAAAAUUAAGGCUUCUGGGAGAAGGUUAUAAUAUAGUAAUGGUUACAAAUGUGGCUACAAGAUUUAUAUAAUAUUUAACAAUGGCCGCCAAGGAAUUUACUUAUGAAAUUCCUAAAAUGAAACACUCAAGUCAGAAUGAGGUUUAUGGAGGUUUAAUCACACUGGGAGUAGGGAAAAGGUUAGGGAGAGAAGGAGAGAAGAGAAAAGGGAAAGUGGCUACUCAACCUCUGACCAAGGCAGGGGGAGUUUUAGGCCCAAAGGCCCAGGUGGAAAGAAUCAGUCCUUAACUCACGUGACCGAUCUGAAGGAAAGCUGUCUGCGGGCGUCCUCUCUCUCCAAGCUCCUAACACCAACUCCCCUCUCGCUCUCUCCACAGGAAGUUCCGCGAAUCCCAGAGGCUGUUCCCUCCCUCUCUUCCUGUGUCUCACAAAUCCAAUGGUUGGUUCUAGCUUGGCUUAGGACAGCCCAGGUGGGCAGUUAGUUAUUUCUGAUUUGUCAUUGACUAGCGCAUGCCCGUGUAGGGUGGGUGUGCACAAUUUUUGGGUGCUAGACCAAGAUGGAGACUUUUAAAAUUCACAUUUGGUUCUCAUAAGAACCAUAAGGGUUAAGUGUAAUAAUUAUUCUCAUUUUACAAGUGAAGCAAAUGGAAUGAGCAGAGGACUUAUGACUUGCCUAGGGUCAUAGUACUAGCGAAUGUCUGGGAUUGGUAUGCUUCUAUCCAGUGUACCAAAAAAGUAAAAAUGCUCAUAUAUGAGUGAGGUUGAAAAUGAGAGAAGUUUACAAACUUUCUUGCUGAGGGAUGAACAUGCCUUUUUUUUGUUUGUUUUUAGCUCCUUAGCCAGUCAGCAAGAUGAAUGGCAAUUUAACAUUUAAAAUUCUUCUUACUUUCUCCCUUGUGCCACUUAACUGCGCAAUUGGAAUCGGUUGAUACGAGCAGUAGCCAUUGUUUCAGUACCAUGAAUGUAGCUGAAGCAAACACUAUGGAAGCAUUUAGAGUUUGAUCAGACAUCAACGACUCCAAGAUAAUUCACCGUAUCUGGGGGCAUUGCAAGUCAUCUUGUCUUUUGCAACAUGAGCAAUAUGGAAAUCAGUUUUAGAUGACUGCACGUAUAUAAUCUAUCUCAGAAUGCUUGCCAUCUCAAGGAGUCGGGUGAGAAAGUAGGAAUAGAGAGAAUUUGAAACUCCAAAUUAAAAAAAAAUGCUGGAUCACCAUAGCCAAGAUAGCAGACAGAAAUCAGGGAUUUACCUCAGGUUUCUCAAAUUCUCCUCGAUAUGACUUUAAUAUAAUGUCUCAAAACAUUCUGUAACAGAAGAACUCCAAAAAGGAUGAGGUUAAAGAAUUUUUCUGCCUAGAGACUUUAGAAGGUCAGCAGGAAAGGUCACUCCCACCAUGGUGAAAGUGGAGCAAAGUCUAGCACAGGCUAACAGAAUAAUAGCAAGGCCAUGCCUUACUCUGUUAGCAGCAAAGCCAUGUGCCCUGACCCAUCAGCAGCAGGCCCUUAAGGGAACUGAACUGGCAGCAAAAACUUGUGGAGCUCUUAGUCCACAGACAGGGCAGGGGGCAGUCAGACAACUUAACAGAAGAUCAGAGGUCCUUUUUGUAGCAUUGUGUGCAGGAGUCUGUUUUGUAGCUCAUAUGUGGAUUCUAGUUUCAGGCCUGGUGGCAGUCCCAAUGUAAGAACCUCCAUUAGUGACAAGCUCUAGAAGUAGUAGAAUUUGCACCCAUGAGGGAUUUGGGAUGUUGAUCACAGUUCCAAAAUGUAAAAUAAAAGGCUGGUUAUUCACAGUCCAGAGUAUAGGGCAAGAGAGUAGUGAACAUAUUUCUUUGUAUAUCACAUCACCUUGGAAGAAGUGAAAAUGUAUAGAAACACUCCACCGCAUUCCAGCACCACCUCUGAAAGCACUUACAUUUAAAAACAAAACACCAAGCUUCAAACAAUGCCUCAUCUACCCCAGGAGCAGACUUAAAAUUUAGCAUAAAAGUCAAGAAAUAAGCUACGGAAAUGAGCAAACAACUUUGAAAAAGCAUUUCACCAUAAAAAGUUACUGUGGUGACAAGAAGAUCAAAACAAACUGAAAAUGACAAAGCGUCAAUGAAAAAUGUGAAUUGAUUUCAGGAACAAAAAAAUCCUAGAAGAGCUCAAAAAAGUAUUUUAAAACUCAAAUAAGAGAAAUUAGAGGGAAAUUGAGAAAAUAAUUGAGUUGUAAAUAAAAUAAAUUUUUCAAAAUGGUCUGUAGUUUGGUAAAGUAGGCACCAAAAUACUGAAUAAAAAGAUGUUAAAAAACAAUAAACCAAGUGAUGAAAAGGGCACCAAAAUCCAUUGAGAAAAGGAACUUCUUUAAAAUCAAAAUUGGCCAAAUGAUAUAAUAUAUACAAAAAUAUAUUGAAGAGAACUUCUUAAAAAGUAGAACUAGCCAAAUGGAAGAGACUCUAAAUGAACACUGUAAUGAGAAUAUCAACAACAUAGAAAUGGGUUUGAAUCAAGGACACAUGUGAUCCCCAGUGGAAUCAUGCGUUGGCUGUGGGAGGAGGUGGGGAGGAAAAGAUAAUGAUAUUUGUUUCCAAGGAAUAAUGCUUGAAAAUGAACAAAUAAAAUAAUGUUUAAAAGUUAAAAAAAAAAAGUAGAGCUAGUCAAAUGGAAAGUGGAGCUACAAAAGUUAAAUGAAGAAAAUAAAUCCUUAGAAAUUAGAAUUGGGCAAGUGGAAGCUAAUGCCUCCAUGAGAUGUUAAGGAAAAAAAAAAUUUAAAUCAAAAGAAUAAAUUUUAAAAAAAAGUGAAAUAUCUCAUUGGAAAAAUAACUGACCUAGAAUCGAUGCAAGAGAGAUAAUUGAAUGACUGUACAAGCUAAAAGCUAAGAUUAAGAAAAAAAAAAAGCUAAAUUCCAGGGCUCUCAUAUUAAGCAGGAAAUACAGCAAACAAUCCCCUGAAUUGAAACAAAAUACAGAUAUUGUGUAGCCUCAGUCAUUAUACCACAAGUUUUAGCAGCUUUGAUAUUAAAUGAUUGGUGAAUUUGGAAUAUGAUAUUCCAGAGUGUAAAAGAACUAGGAUUACAAGCAAGUAUCAUCCACCCAGUAAAACUGAGUACAAACAUUCAUGAGGAAAAAAAAUGAAUGUUCAGUGAAAUAGAGGUCUCCUCAAGCACUCUUUGUCAAAGGGACAGAGCUGAAAAGAAAAUCUGAUUUUAAAAUAUAAAUAUCAAGAGAUGCAUAAAGGAAAAGAAAUCCUAGAUCAAUCAGUAAAUUUAAGCUGCUUAUGUUCCUACAUGAAAAGAUGAUAUUUAUAAUUCCUAGGAACCUUAUCAUUAGAAGGGCAUGGGUAUGAAUUUAUAAUGAGAUGAAUGCAUAAAAAAAUUAAGGGGUGAGAAGGAUGCAUUGGAAGGAGGAAGGGAGAAGUAGAAUGGGGUCCUUUAUCUCACAAAAAAAGUCAAAGAGCUUUUGAAGUGGAGGGUUAGAUGGAGUUGGGGAGAAGCACUUAAAUUUUAUUGAAAUUUGCUCAAAGGGCAAACAAUAUACACAAUUGAGUAUAGAAAUACACUUUGCCUUCUAAGAGAAUAGGGAAGGGAUAAGAAAAGAGAAUUGGUUAAUUGGAAGAGGCAGUAGUCAGAAGCAAAACACUUGAGAAUGAAAGAAAAGCAAGGGGAAAAUAGGAUGGAGGAAAAUACCCAGUUAAUCCUAAUGUCAAAAAAAUCAUAGGGGGCAGCUGGGUAGCUCAUUGGAUUGAGAGCUAGCCCUAGAGACGGGAGGUCCUUGUUUCAAAUCUGGCCUCAGACACUUCCCAGCUGUGUGACCCUGGGCAAGUCACUUGACCACCAUUGCCUAGCCCUUACCACUCUUCUGCCUUGGAGCCAAUACACAGUAUUGACUCCAAGAUGGAAGGUAAGGGUUUAAAAAAAAAAUCACAGCAAGUUUCUCUAAAUAUGAAGAAUAUAUAUGUAUAUUUAAGGAAAUGAAAGUUAAAAUACCUCAGGUACUUACGUUACACCUAUGUGAUUGGCUAAUAGAGAAAAGAAAAAUGACAAAUUGGGGAAAUGGGGGGAAAUUGAGAUGCUUAUGUAUUGUUGGUGGAAGUGAACUGAUUGAAACAUUCCGAAGAACAAUUUAGAAGCUUGCUCAAAAGGUUCUAAAACUGCAAUAUCACGACCAGGUCUGUAUCCCAAAGAUAUCUUUUUUGGGGAAAAAAAGGCCUAUUUGUACAAAACUUUCUAGCAGUUCAUUUUGUGAUGGUAAAGAAUUGGAAAUUGAGGGGAUUCCCAUUAAUUGAGGAAUAAAUGAAGUUUUGGUAUAAUGAUUAUGACAAUACUAUUCUGCUAUAAGAAAUGAUGAGGAUAAUUUCAGAAAAAAAAAACCUGAAAAGCCUUUCAUUAUCUGAUUCAAAGUAAAGUGAGCAGAAUAUGGAGAACAUUGAACACAGUAGUUGCAAUUUUAUUCAGUGAUCAAGUGUGGAUGAAUUAACUAUUCUUAGUAAUACAAUGAUCCAAGACAAUUCUGAAGGACCCUGGAUAAAAAAUGCUACUUCCAAAGAAAACUGAUGGAGUCUGAAUGCAGAUCAAAGUCUUCCUUGAUUAGAUUUGCUUUUGUCGGGUCUUGGAAUGCAGGGGGGAAAAGAAUGGCUCAAAUUCUCUUGAACUGGAGACUCAAAUCAUGUUACUUCAAGAAGCAUUUCUCAAUCAGUUCUCAUUUAUAAAACACCUACUAAGGGACAAUAGACUAAGUGCUAAGGAUUAAAAAAAAAACAGAUGAAAUGAUUAUUCCCUGGAGGAGCUUUCAUUCUAAUGGUUUAAGUCAACAAGCAUUUAUUAAACAUCUGGGACCCCAAGAAAUAGUAGUCUCUGGAGAUACCAGGCAUUGAUUAAAAACAAACACCGGAAACAACUUGCAAAUACUAAAUUUCCUCAAAUCCCAGCAUGCCCACAUGUGCAUUUCCAUUUCUACUAUUAAGGUCUUAGGUCUCAGAAUGGCUGAUUAAGUCCUGCAGCAGAAGUGAGAGCCAAAAUAGGGGGCCUGUUGAGGAGCCUCUAGAAGUUUUACUUCUAUAAAUUUGAAACAUAGGAAUGAGAAAACAAUGGCUGAGGCACUUCCCAGAUACAGCUCAUAGCCUGCUAAAAGGUCUAGCUCAGAAAUUUCCUUACUUCAAUCUGUGGUGCUCCUGAAAGGCUUCUGGGGUCAACAUGAGUUGUAGGUGCUGAUUAAGCAACAAAUCUGGACUCAGAGCCAUAAACAAGUCCAGUCUCGAAGCUACACAGGACAAGAGAGUUUCCAACAAAGCAAUCUGGUUUUCCCACAGGUUCUAAAUAUGCUUCAAGGAGAAGAUGCCCACAAAGGCAUGCCAAACCUCAACAGCAUCAUCGUAGCGUCAGGCUGGCUCCAGAGCUCCCUCCUGAAUUUCACAGGUUGGGUUUUCCAUAUGAUAUCUCAGAAAUGAGGCAAGUCUAAGCAGGGGCUUUCUAAAGGUAUCAGAAACAGAUGCAAGCUUCAAUCUUCUGACAGUGAUAGCAUUUACAAGACUUUUCUCCAGCAAGACUUGUUUUCUGGUAAAAAGCAAGGGGAAUGUUGGCUCUACCGUUUCCCCAUCAAUUAUUGGGAAGACUACUACAAAUGAUCUCAUGUAACCUUGUGCUCUAGGCCUUUCCAUCUCCUUUCCCUUUGAGAUUUGAUUGAUUAAUUUUUUUUCUUUAUGCCAAAAGGAGAUAAACAACUUUCUCCUUCCAGACUGAAUCCUUUUGGUGACUGACAAACAAAGGAAACCAAAUCAGAGACAGUGAAUGCAAUCUCAUGGGCACAUCUGCCAGUGGAGGUAACCUACCCUGGGAGUCAAGUCUUCUGAUUCUCUGGGGAAGAGGGAGGCCUGUGACAACCACUGUUUGAUACAAUUGCUCAGAGAUCUACUUGUGUCAGUCUUCCUAUUGACACUACUGGAAUCACUGAGUAUGAAUAAUAUAGACUGUAUGUGGUUCUACUGGCUCCAUCGAUUUCUUGCUAGAUGGGUACAAUGAGCAAAAAUUGGACCUCCACCCUUUUUGAAUGGCCCUCUGCCCUUCCUAAAUCCAUGAUUUUACCCCUAGACAUUGCUAAUCAGUAUUAUCCUGUUUAAAGACAUUCCAUAAGGGGACUGAUUAUUUCUUGUGUAUUAAAAGACAUUAUUAUACAAUGAGUCAUUUAAGGAUAAUCAACUAAUCCCAAUAUGUAACAGAAUUAAGAAUAAUUAGAGUAGGUUAAAUAGAUCCUCUCUUAUAGUAGAUUUUCAACUUGUCAUUACCAUGUACUUCACUGAGCACAAGAGUGUCCUAACUAGAGGACCUCCAUCGAUGUGGCCUGAUGACUAAGUGGGCAAGGAAGACCCCCAAACCUCCAGCCUGGACGGUCUUAGUACUGUAGGAUAGAAAUGUUCUAAUGGGUUGGAAGGUCCCUGCAAAAUGUAAAAUGUCCCCUUGUUAGGAGUCUGUUGGCCAACAUUUGGGGAUUCUGUCUUCUCUGUACAUACAUUUGUACGUCUAUUACUCAACAAUAGAGGUGGAGAUCUACUAGACCUUUACUUUGUGAACCUCAAAGUGACAGUGGGACCCCCAAGGAGAUUCUGUACUUAGUACUGUCCCAUCUGAACUCUCUGGGAUUUAAAGAUUAUAAACCUUGACUCUGAACAUGAAGUGAUUUCAGAUAGUGGCCAGGUCCAUUUAAUAAAUAGUAAUUGACUCAGAGCUCUGCCUCAGUGACUUUAUAGGUUAGAUCAUUUCUGGUAUUACAUUAUGGUUACCCCAGAUAGGAUGAUGAGUUGUGGACCUUCUCUAAAUGCUCCAUCGCACUCAAGGUACUCCUCCUCCUUUAAAAAAUAGGAAGCUAGUACCCUGAUAAAUUUUCACCAUUGGCUCACCCACCAACAAAGACUUGGGUUGGUGCGACUCUCUACUAUUCCUACCCAAAUUCUCCAAGCUUAAGAUGUCUCCCCAAGGCUACGGAUUGGUGAAUUUACCUGAAAUCACUCCCCUACAACACCCCACAAAUUUAAAGGGGUAAAAGGAGGUCCAAAUUGUACUGAAAGUGACUAUUUGGGUUUAUGACUAAAUUAUUUGAAUUAACCAGCACUUACGUAAAUUGCUUGAAUUAUUAGGCCAUAUUUUCUGCUUUUAAAGGCUAGGUUGAUUUUUUUUUCCUCCUUUUUUCUUAUCAGAGCUUAGGAGGUAUAACGGAAUCAUUGCUACUGCCACUUUUUCAGCCUCCAACCAGGAAAAUCAACAAACAAAAAAAUAUUUCAAGUUUCAAACAGAUUUUUUACUUGGUAGUGGUCAGGAAUGGAAGUUUUUUUUUUUAAGAAUAUAUACAUUUUAUUGAUUAUAAUAUGAAUAAAGUCAUUUUCAGUGAUAUUAGGGUUUCUGCUUCAGAUACUGAAGACCUAUGUGGCUCAUCUGAGCCCCCCCAGUGGCCCAUUUCAGGAAUUUGAAAUUGGAGAACUUUCUAAAAUAGUUCCCUGAACCCUAAGAGUAUUCAUUAUAAACCAUACUGAUGCACUCAGUACCUCCAGAUUAGUGCACCAUCCUUCUAGUUAGAGAGGGGUAAUAAGAUAGGGGUACAAACUUCAAAAGUGGAACCUCUAAGACAUUUAGUACUCAGAAUCAUAGCCUUUGGGAAUCCAGUUGUCUCAGAAAAACUUCUGAAGUUGCCCUCUCCUAGGUAGGGAUGUCCACAGGAUGGAGGGUGUUAGGAUCACAUGUUAAAAGGAUUCAGAGAAAUUGUUUUGGCUACAAUUUGAAAUUUGUUACUAUUCUACCCUUGGAAAAUGAUUGGCUUUUAUUGGCUUCCAACCUUCUUGCCCUGUUAUCCCCAGGCCUAUAAGAUGAGCAAGGCAGAAGAAUGAGAACAGCCUACAGCUCCCUAAAACACCUGCAUAAGUAAAAUUUGGCCUUACCUGAGCCAUUCUAUUCUUUGGGUUAAUCCAAGUUAGCAGGUGCUUCCAAGCAUUUGUUUUCAGUGUGUGCUUUUUCGCUUUGGUCUGAUCACCUGGAGAGAAAUGAUUAAAUAAAGCAAACCUUUUUAAAACA
Molecule: messenger RNA, 21875 nt
Organism: Monodelphis domestica (gray short-tailed opossum)
Lineage: Eukaryota; Metazoa; Chordata; Mammalia; Didelphimorphia; Didelphidae
Source: RefSeq, a predicted model, not a curated record